This is a messenger RNA of Elephantulus edwardii (Cape elephant shrew), 622 nucleotides long. It is a transcript of the gene HDDC2, whose product is annotated as HD domain containing 2. The transcript is spliced from 6 exons. Lineage: Eukaryota; Metazoa; Chordata; Mammalia; Macroscelidea; Macroscelididae. Gene Ontology annotation, molecular function: 5'-deoxynucleotidase activity. Gene Ontology annotation, cellular component: cytoplasm. Bases 11 to 622 code for a protein of 203 amino acids. The record is from RefSeq and is a predicted model, not a curated record.
CCAGUCCCUGAUGGCUUCGGUGUCUGCCGCUUCCUCGGGCCGCGGGGCCCGAAACCUACUGCAGUUCCUGCGCCUGGUGGGGCAGCUCAAGAGAGUCCCACGGACUGGCUGGGUGUACAGAAAUGUAGAGAAGCCAGAGAGUGUAUCUGAUCACAUGUACAGGAUGGCAAUUAUGGCCAUGGUGACCAAAGAUGACCAUCUUAACAAAGACCGAUGUGUACGCCUAGCCCUGGUUCACGAUAUGGCAGAAUGCAUCGUUGGGGACAUAGCACCAGCAGAUAACAUUCCCAAAGAAGAGAAACAUAGGCGAGAAAAGGAAGCGAUGAAGCAGCUGACCCAGCUUCUGCCUGAGGACCUGAGAAAAGAGCUUUAUGAACUUUGGGAAGAGUAUGAGACACAAUCUAGUGCAGAAGCCAAGUACGUGAAGCAGCUGGACCAGUGUGAGAUGAUUCUCCAGGCAUCAGAAUAUGAGGACCUUGAGAAUAUGCCUGGGAGACUGCAAGACUUCUACGAUUCCACAGCAGGGAAAUUCAGUCACCCUGAAAUGAUCCAGCUUGUCUCUGAACUUGAGGCAGAAAGGAAUGCCAACAUAGCUGCAGCCUCCAGCGGGCCUCCCUCCUGA